Molecule: messenger RNA, 633 nt
Organism: Ichthyophthirius multifiliis
Lineage: Eukaryota; Ciliophora; Oligohymenophorea; Hymenostomatida
Product: proteasome subunit beta, putative
Exons: 6
Biological process (GO): proteasomal protein catabolic process
Cellular component (GO): cytosol; proteasome core complex; nucleus
Molecular function (GO): peptidase activity
Source: RefSeq, a predicted model, not a curated record
GAUAAUAAUAAAUGGACUCGGCAUUCGGAUUAGCAGGAAAAGACUUUGUUAUUUUAGUUACAGAUAGUGCAGUUGCAUAUUCUAUUGUAAAACUUAAGAAUACUGAAGAUAAAAUUGUAAAUUUAGAUGAAAACAAAUUAAUGGCAAUGAGUGGAGAAUCAGCAUAUCGACUUUAAUUUAGUGAUUAUAUUGCUAGAAAUAUAGCUCUUUUCAAAUACAGAAACGGAACACCAUUGAAUACUUAAGAAUGUGCGUCUUUUAUAAGAUCAGAAUUAGCUUAUGGAAUAAGGAAUGGCCCUUAUAUGGUAAAUUGUUUAAUUGCUGGUUUUGAUUAUGAUUAACCUUAAUUAUAUUGGGUUGAUUAUAUGGGCACACUUUAAAAAAGCGUAAAAGCAGCUCAUGGAUAUGCUGCUCAUUUUGUUUUAAGUACACUUGAUAAUUUUUAUAAACCAGAAUUAACAUUAUAAGAAGGAAUCGAAAUUAUGAAAAAAUGUGUUCAUGAAUUAAAAACUAGAUUUUUAAUUUCCUAACAAAACUUUGUUUGUAAAAUUGUUACUAAGGAAGGAUUUUAAGUCUAUGAUUUAGAAAAAUGAAAUAUUUAUUUAUAUAAAAAUUCCAAAUAAUAAGAGAAAU